UGUAUAUUUGCAGGGAAGGAGCUGUGGCGCUGUGGCCUACAGUGUGGUCAGAGCUAUGCACAAAUCAGUGGUCCUAUGCAGCAGUUAACGAGGAGAGUCAUCACCUACAGGACACUACGUGAUCGAAGGACUACCAGGGCAGAUGUGCGUGAUGUGUGACGUCCGGAAAGGAAGGAUCAAUGCGUCCGUUCUGUUACCCUUGCGCCGUAAAGCCAAGGGACUUCCUCUUUUACUCACUAUGUGACUGCCAGUCUACACUUUCACCUGUACCUGAAGUCUUGGUAAAAGCCGGUCAGGUAUGUCAAGAACAAGCCCACUAUUCGUUACUUGGUGACAACGCAGCCAUGACAAGACCGAACAGGUGUGUACGGCUGACAUUUUUGGUCUAAUGUCGGAACCGACGCGUAAGAACUAAGGGAUAAGCGACACUUGUAAUCGACCCGCGGACAUGAUGUAAUAUCAGAUGUAGAUUGCGUAAUCAGAAGAAAUAGACAUGCCACAAGCACAGACCAAGCUGUCGACAAUAGCAGACGAACUCCGUGAGUUAGACUUGAUCUUUAAGCGUGGUUCUGAUCUGGAUGCUGCAGAGAGGGGAUACGCAGGCAAGUUGAUUCACGCCAUCAGUUGCGAAAAUAAACUCUUGAAGUGCGAAGCGUUAAAGAGUCUUGGAGAUUUGUAUCUGCACAAAGCAAAGACGAACGACUGUAGGGUUGAAAACUUUAACAGGGCCUGUGCGCUGUACCAAGAACUAUUUCGACACUGCAGAUGCAAGGAGGAGAAACAGGUCAUACAACAUCGCCUCAGGUAUGCCGAGAAAUGCACAAACCUGACACACAGUCCGCGUCGUUCUAAAUUGGGGGAUAGUGAUUCUGAUAACAUUAUAUUAGCUGUGUCUAGGAUGCUUGGCGUAGUGAAAAAUGAAAAGACCAAGGUGAAAGGUCGGCGUCUGACGCCCGUAAUUGAAGCCUACACACAGUUAUAUGUUAGUGCAGUCGUCGACAGACAUGUGCGCCUCAAAAUGGAAAUUUUGAAGAGCCUCGGAGAUGUGUACCUAGAGAAAGGAAGGGUCGGAAAGGAAGAGGCAGCGUUCACCAAAGCAGUCGGCCUGUACCGAGCGGCGCUGGACCGCUGUGAAGAUGCAGAUGCAAGAGAAACACUGAAGCAUCGCAUCGAGUUCGCCAAGAAAGUCAGAGAGAAAAUUCUGAAGAAGCAGCCAAAAGAAACAAGACUAACCGAGUACCGAAAACCUGGUGACGAAAACCUGCAAAAGAGCGUUCCCACUUUCCGUCAAGUAGGCCAUGACGUCAUCAGUCAGGGAAACUACGGGGGCACCUAUCAAGACCGCCUACGAGAAGGCAGCAAGGCCCUACAGAUAGGAGACCUGGACAGGGCAGAACUUAACUUUGCAGCAGCGCUAAAGACCGUCCGUGUGAAAGCAUCAAGUGCAGAUGAGCACUGGAAAGAGGCAGAGCCUAUGAUAAAGUUGGGCGAUGUCUACCUGAAGAGAGGAAUGCAUUCAAAAGACGGAGGAGACUUCACCAAGGCUGCAGCGCUUUGUAAUGCAGCACUGGUCAGAGCGAAGGCAGAAGACAGAGAGGGCAUCAAACAAACAAUCUUGGAAAUAACCCGAUCAUUUAUCAGGCACGUGCUGAGUAUCGAGCAAACAGUGUGCAGUGGCAACACAAAGAAGCACAAGCUCAUCUUAAAGGAACAUCGAGACCAUGUUGAAAGAGAAAUCAAAAGAAUCGAGCACCAAGUAGAUCCUUACAGCCUUGAUGAUGCUGACCCAAAGAUAAGAGAAGUAGAGAAAAUGAGAGCAGAUGAAAUCAAAACAUUGUUCCAAACAAUUGUUGAACAGCGACGAACGUUCAUAGCUGGUCUUGUAGAUGAAUGUAUGGAGGUAAUGGGCCCCCCUCCCUGUAAGUACGCCAUGAUGGGCUUGGGUUCACAGGCCACAGGAUUGGCAACCCCGUACUCUGAUCUAGAGUUUGCCAUUUUGGUAGAGAGGGAAACACAGAUUGAUGUCAAAUACUUCCGCAACCUCACUCAUUAUCUGCAUAUCCAAGUAAUCAAUCUGGGAGAAACCAUUCUCCCAGCAAUGGCGAUUAAGUCUCUGAAUGAUUUCUCCUCAGGCGACCCACUUGCCAACUGGUUCUAUGACUCUGUAACGCCGCGCGGGUUGGCGUUCGACGGAGCCAUGCCGCAUGCGUGCAAGACUCCACUAGGUAGAGGGCAGACAUUCAGUCUGAUCCGUACUCCAGGUAGCAUGAUCAAAGUUCUGCUAGAUGAUGUUACAGUACAUCUGAAGAAAGGCUACCAUCUUGCGAGUAUCUUGGGAAAUGUUUCUUUAAUUUCUGGAGAGCAAGACUUGGUCGAUGAAUACUCGGCUCUAUGGGAACAACAGCUGAAGAAAGACGAGGGAAAGAUUCCUCUAUCAAUCGCAAAGACCACAUUGAGUGAAAAUAUGGAAUCCUUCAGAAGACAAGAUUUGACUUCCGCAAUCCCUGUUGUAAAGGCCGUCCGCUACUUCGAACAGUCAAUCAAGAUGAUACGGAGUAUCUACUGUGAUGGAGAAACACAUCCUCUUAUUGCUGAUUCGUUUCACGGCUUGGGAAUCGCCUGGAAAUACAUUGGUAAUUACAAAAAGGCCACCGGCUAUUACCAACAGUCGCUAGAGAUGGAGCGGAGCAUCUACGGUAAAGGUACCUCACAUCCCUGUAUUGCAUCGUCCCUCACCAGCGUGGGUGGAGCCUUAAGUGACCAAGGUGAUUACGAAACGGCAAAAGACUAUUACAUACAGUCACUCGAGAUGAACCAAAAUAUCUAUGGCGAGAACACUGCUCAUCCUUACAUUGCCAUGUCACUUAACAACUUGGGGAUCAUCUGGAGGAAGCUAGGUGACUACAAAAAAGCAAUCGGCUUUUACGAACAGGCACUACAGAUAAAUCGGAGCAUCAAUGGAGAGAACACUGCGCAUCCUCAUAUUGCAGCGUCCCUUUACAACUUGGGUAACGUUUGCUGUUGCCUUGGGGAUUACCGGAAGGCCAUCAGCUACUAUGAACAGACACUACAAAUGGACCGGGAAAUCUACGGAGAGAACACUACACAUUGCCAUAUCGCGGAUACACUUUACGCCUUGGGCAGCGCCUGGAGUGACCUUGGUGAAGACGGGAAGGCCAUCAGCUGUCAAGAACAAUCAUUACAGAUGCGCCGAACGAUUUUUGGUAACACUGAUACCCUUGACAUUGCCAAGUCACUUACCGCCUUGGGUCUACGACUCUUGGAUCUUGGUGACCACAGAACUGCUCUCUGCUACUUUGAACAGUCACUACAGAUAGAGCGUAGUAUCCAUGGUAAGACUACUGCACAUGCUGACAUUGCGAAGUCCCUUAACAACUUGGGUAUGGCCUGUAGCGACCUUGGUGAUUACAAAAAGGCCGUCAGCUACCACGACCAGUCGCUACAGAUGAAGCGGAGGAUCUAUGGCAAGAACGCUGCACACGCUGACAUUGCAAAGUCCUUCACAAACUUAGGUAUCGCCUGGAAAGGUCUUCGUGAUCAUAGAAAGGCCCUCACCUACUUUGAACAGUCACUUCACAUGGAGAGGGAUAUCUAUGGUAAGAUAACUCCACAUCCUGAUAUCGCCAGAUCACUUGGCAACUUGGGUUCCGUCUGGACGACCUUGGGUGAUCACAAAAAGGCCAUGGAGUACCACGAACAGUCUUUAAAGAUGCUACAGAGUAUCUUUGGUGAAAACACUCCACAUGCCGACAUUGCCAGGUCACUCGUCUGUUUGGGCACUGUAAUGCAAAACCUCGGUCAUCCCGUAAAGGCUAUACAGCAUUUUGAACAGUCACUGAAGAUGAUGAGAAGUCUCUAUGGCGAGGGUAGUACACAUCCCGGCAUUGCCGCGGUGCUCACGUUAUUGACUAAAGCCUGGUAUGAGCUUGGCGAUGUGAGAAACGCAGUUUCAUACUAUGAACAGCUAAAAAAAAUUGAAUAGGGUAGAGAAUCAUUAAUCAUGCCAGGCCGGUGGGCAGGAGACGGUCAAUAUCUUUUAUGUCUUUUAACGUGACAAAGGUACUUAGCUUAGGACGCCUUGCAUCUUCAUGAAAUCUUCUAAGAGGAAAUUAUUACUACCCAAAUUAUUUCUGUGGUAGAAGGCAGUGAAAUAUCAUGCUACAGAUAGCGAUGCUACAGAUAGCGAGGACUGGGCAAUCAGCAUCUCAUAAUUAAAUGAAAUGACAUUAUAAUGUCCCAAUAAGUGGCCUGGAUGCCAUCCUAUUUGUCUAUUUAUCUUACAGGGACUCCCAUAUUUGCUCCUUAAGAAAUUGGUACAUGUAGUAGUAUGGGCGCAACCAGUAAUCCCCAGUAUACAAAUAGGAUGCCACCCAAGCUAAGCAAUAAGAGGAGCAAAUCAGAACUAGAAUAGGAUGGACACAAGGCUUAUUGACACUAUCUCACAAUAUAAAACACCCACAAA
Molecule: messenger RNA, 4483 nt
Organism: Branchiostoma belcheri (Belcher's lancelet)
Lineage: Eukaryota; Metazoa; Chordata; Leptocardii; Amphioxiformes; Branchiostomatidae
Exons: 5
Coding region: 494-4003 (1169 amino acids)
Molecular function (GO): [protein-PII] uridylyltransferase activity; protein binding
Source: RefSeq, a predicted model, not a curated record